Molecule: messenger RNA, 9354 nt
Organism: Sardina pilchardus (European sardine)
Lineage: Eukaryota; Metazoa; Chordata; Actinopteri; Clupeiformes; Clupeidae
Gene: zbtb4
Product: zinc finger and BTB domain containing 4
Exons: 2
Coding region: 802-5820 (1672 amino acids)
Biological process (GO): regulation of DNA-templated transcription
Molecular function (GO): DNA-binding transcription factor activity, RNA polymerase II-specific; RNA polymerase II cis-regulatory region sequence-specific DNA binding
Source: RefSeq, a predicted model, not a curated record
GAGAGCAGGCGAGAGAGGGAGAGAGAGAGAGAGAGAGACGAGAGCAGGCGAGAGGCAACGCGAGAGAGAGAGAGAAGGGGAAAGAGGAGGGGGGAUAGAGGGAGAGAGAGACUCAGAGUGUGAGAGUCGUUCCUGCCCUCUGUCUCUACACACUGCUUGCCUGUGUGUGCGAGUGUGUGUGUGUAUGCGUGUGCGCGUUUCUCCCUGUGCUCUCUCUCUCUCACACACACACACGCAGACGGGCGCACACAGAAAAAGGGCGAGCAAGUGAGCGAAAGAGAGAGAGGGAGAGCGAGAGAGAGGGGGAGAGAGAGAGAGAGAACACAUCGCAGCCGAGAUGCAGCAGGAGGUUUUCCGAGGUUUGGGGGUAGUGCCAUGGUGUCCCAGGUGGAGCUAUGGGACCCCCAUCACGCCAGCAGCCUUCUCUCUGAGCUGAAUCACGGGCACUUGAACGACCUCGGCCUGCCACUUGACGUCACACUCGUCGCCGCUGACAACACAGACUUCCACGCCCAACGGAGCGACCUAGCUGCCGCUUGUACCGCCAUCGUCUAUCGUCUUCCCUUGGCACCAGCACUCCCUUGGAUACUUCCUUUUCGUCCAUCGCCACUCCUGGGACAGAGAGAGUGGUGGUGCCCUCCUGCCUCCGGUGUGGGGCACUACGGCCUGCCGGACUACAUUUACGCGUCUCGUGUCUCCCAGCGAGACCCCUGAGGUGCCAGGCAUCUGUCCGAGGCGGCAGACUGCAGCCUCGUGGUGCCUUCUGGACUUUUCAGAUUGGGGAUUGAGGAGUGCGAGCAAAUGAAAAGCAAAAAACUGAAAGGGAAUAGGAUGGGGGAGGAAAGCAACCGGGGAGAUGUCGGACAAACAACAAAAAUAUCUCUCCGCUUUCCCCUCAGCGCGGGGUUGCCAGUCCCCAUGGCGCAAAACCACUGCCCCAUCCCUCUUUCCCCAACCUCUGUUGCGGGGCAUGACACAAGCCUGGCAGAGGGCAUGAGGAAAAUGGAUUCCCUCACGGACAAGCAGCUGCCCCGCACGCCAGUGAAACACCACAACUUGCCAGCCGCUCCCCGCUCCUCUGCCUCUUUCUCCUCCUCUUCCUCUCUCAUUGAUCUCUCUGCAUCAGUCAGGAAGGACUCUAAAUCCACUCCACCCUUUCCUGCAGCUGGUCCUGAUCCCCAUUUUCAGAGGCCCCCCGCCGGAGCAGCGGAGGGCUGUUCAGGGGACGCCUCCGGGGGGAGCCUCCCACAUGGCACUAACCCAGAGCACUCGACGACAGAGACAGCACAUAUCCUUUUCAAACUGAGCACCAAGGCCUUCCAGGGCCAGGGGGCGAGGGAGUCAGAGAGGAGGAUGGACCACAGCUCCAAAGGCAAACAAGCCGAUGGAGAGACCCCACGGAGGGAGCUGAACGCUGCCUGCCUGGGUGAUCCCCCUCCUUCUCCUCCUCCCCUCUCCCUCAGCCCCCCUCCUCCUCCUCCCCCUGCACCGGCUGCUCCCUCUCUGCCUGGUGAUGCCUCCCAGGAGAUCCUGAAGCCGGAGCUUCUGUGCGGGGUGUGCCACCGCCUUUUCAGCACCGCCUCCUCCCUCACCGUCCACAUGAGGCUGCACCGCGGCAGCCGAGCCCUCAGCUGCCGCCACUGUGGCAAAGCCUUCAUCCAUAACAAAAGACUGCAGUCCCACGAGGCCAUGUGCAAGCAGGCCUUGCCAGCUCUCCCCAUCCAGCCCAAACAGGAGCCCCUGGAUGAGGGAGAGGAGGCAGGGGAGAGGGAGGCAGGAGAAGGAGUGGGGGUGGACGAGUCGGCCGAGCCAGGUCACAUGACCGGAGCUGGCCGGAAGAAAGGACGUGGCUUUCUGGCGCGCCACCGAGUCUCAUUCCCUCACGAGGAGGGGCUGAUCACUGAGGACGAUCACUUUGCCAAGAUUGUGGACGGUCACAUCAUAUACUUUUGCACUGUGUGUGAGCGCUCCUACAUGACCCUGUCCAGCCUCAAGCGGCACUCCAACGUCCACUCCUGGCGCCGGAAGUACCCCUGCCACUACUGCGACAAAGUCUUUGCCCUGGCGGAAUACCGCACCAAGCACGAGAUCUGGCACACAGGGGAGCGGCGCUACCAGUGCAUCUUCUGCUGGGAGGCCUUCCCCACUUACUACAACCUCAAGACCCACCAGAAGGCCGUACACGGCAUCAGCCCCAGCCUCAUCUCCAGUGAGAAAACCGCAAAUGGAGGCUAUAAGCAGAAAGUCAACGGCCUCAAGCUGUACCGCCUGCUGCCCAUGCGUUCCCAGAAAAGGCCCUACAAGACCUACAGCCACUCGAUGGUGGACGGUCUGUUGCCGGACCCCCUGUCUUUGGACUGUGCCCUGCCGACCAACCUGGGUGCUGGUGAACUGCAGGCUCUCCUUGCUGAUGCUCACCCGACAGGCCUGAAGGCUGACCCAGACGCAUUCCCCAUCAGCUUGAGUCUGGGUCAGGACGAAAUCGCCAAGCUGGCUGCCGCCCAGGCAGGCAUGCCAGUGAGCGGACCAGAGGGAGAUAUGUCCGAACUGGGGCCGGCUGGUGGCAGUGGCAGGGCUCCCAAGCCUCCCAAGGGAGACUGCAGUCCGACCACAGCUGCUUCCUCGGUCAUCACCUAUGGACACAGUAAGCCGUCCGUCAUCGUGCACGGCACAGCGGUCUCGUCUUCUGUAAUUGUUCACAGUAAUCAGAUCUCAACUGGUAGCAGUGCACAAAGCCCUCCAAACAGUUCCACCUCCCCACUGCCUAGUGGGCAGCCGCUGGUAAGAACUCAGCGGUCAACAAAGAAACUCGCACAGAAAGAGUACGCGGACACCCACAGGGAUAUGGGCAAUGCCUCAGAACCCACAGACGUCACAGAGAGCAAACAAACAGGGACAGUGAAAGCUCAUCACAAGGUGCGCAAGUCGCACAGCAGAAAUGACUCUCACACAAGUAAGCCAUCCAGCCACGGCGGCACGUCCGAAGCUAAGGGCACGGGACCGCUGUGCCAGAUCACUGUGCGUAUCGGGGAGGAGGCCAUCGUCAAACGGAGCAUCUCUGAGACAGACCUCAUGAGGGACAAAGACCUUUCAACCAGCAAAGCCAAAAAGGGCGAUGCCUCCGCAGCUGAGGAUCAGCGGGAGCUGCGGCACACUCAUCACCACCGCCACAAACACCGCCCCCAUCGGAGCUCCAGCAAGGAGGAGGUGGAGGGGGAGCCCCGGAAGAAAACCCCCAAGACUUUGACCAAGGUGAGGGAGUAUUACUUCCGCCAGGAGGUGCGAGAGGAGGACAGCGACCAGGACGGAGAGGACAACCUCUGGAGACCUUAUUACUCCUACAAGCCCAAGCGCAAAGCCCCGCACAUGCAGAAGGUGAAAAGCUGGCAGCGCAAGCUACACUACAAACGAUCUCUGAGGCGGACGCUGCGAGGCGACAGACUCGCAAACCACACAGACAAUCCAGUAGAGGAGGAGGAGGAGGAAGAGGAGCCGGAAGAGCCAGAAGAUGAUGGAGUGGACGGGGAAGACCAGGCACUUAAGACAGAGGAGGAGGAGAGCGACAUCAUGCAACAAGAUAUAGAGAGUGUUGUGAACAAUGGAGACGCGCCUGGUCCUUUGAAAGAGGAUAAAGACACUGUGGAGGAAGAACAGAGCCAGCUGACACCUGAGUUGCCUUCCUCUGACUCUAAGCCCUUCCUGGAAACCUCAAAGCCAUCGUCCACUGACAAACAGGACCGGAGCUGGUCGGUGGGAGGCACAGCGGCUGAGUGUGGCACUUGUGGCCGGUGGUUCUCCAGCGCGAGAAAGCGGGACAAGCACGAGCUGACACACUUGAUGGAGUUUGUGUGCAUGCUGUGCCAGGCUUCAUUUCGCUCCCAGACCAAGCUGGAGGAGCAUCAGAAGACCCAGCACCCCAAACCGUGUCUCAAGAGCCCCCCUGCAGACAGGCAUGAGGCAAUGGAGACAGAUGCCAGCAGUGACCAGGCCAGAGACAUCACAGAGAAGGACAGUCCAACUCGAGUGGGCCGGAAACCUUUCACCAGGAACAUCUGUUCGCAUUGCAACAAGGUGUGCAAGACAGCCACAGCACUGAGUCGCCACCUCAGGAGGCAUGAGCUAAGCAGCCCAGCCAUGGCAGCGGAGGCCCAACUGAGCAUGCUCAGUGUGAGCCCAAAACUGGCAGAUCGGUCUCAGAGUGAGCCACAAGAGACCAACAGUGACCAUGUGCAAGAAACGCCGGUCAUUAACUACACUACAUUAACUACACCACAAGAGCAGAAGCAGGUGUUCGCUGAAUGUGUUAAGUCGUCUAGUCUGAGCCAACCUUGUGAGGCCCAAGCAGAGAACCAAAUGUCAGAGGCCUCCGAUGUCCCAGAGGCGGUGACCAUCGACAGAAGUCCCACAGUACAAAGCCCGCAGCAGAGUGUACAAAGCCCCCCUCCGAUUCCACAAUGUACAAAGCCAGCCACCCCAGACAGCCUCCCCAACUCGGCGGCAGAUGGCCAUAGGUUUUUGUCAUCACCCAAUCUGCACAGUGUUUUGGUCCUAAAUGGAGCAGAGUGCUUAGACUACAGAACACCUGAAAAGAAAAGCCUGGAUGCUCUUGAUCAGAGGAUACGCAGUCCUGCACAGAGACUGACAGAGCGGCCAAAUAGUUGCUAUACUGUCAUGCCAGCUAAACCCCAGGUAAAAGCUGACAAUGCUUUAGCCAUACACCUGACAACAGAGCCCAGCAGGCUGGCAAAUGUAGAGCGUGAGAGCUCCUUAGAUUCAGAGAAACAGGGUAAAAGGGGACCUCUUAUGCUUUUUAACGACGCACAAGAGGCCCAGGACCUCAGGGUCCCUGCCUUGUCCUGCAGCAGCCCUUGUGACAGCGAAGCACAGGACCUUACCAUGCCAACCAUCCUGGCCAGGGAGAGAGAGAGGGAGCGGGAGAGGGAACGGGAAAGAGAGAGGGAGAGGGAGAGAGAGAGAGAGGAGAGGGAAAGGGAGAGAGAGAGGGAAAGGGUGCAACACACUGUUGGGCUGCCCAACUUCCAGAUCGAACAACAGCACAGGGAGCAGGAGAUGACUCUACUGGUGCCCAAAGAGGAGCCAGUGAGCCCAGCGCCGUCUCCGAAAUGCUCCGUCGUUCAAACCACUACAAGCAACCCUUUGCAUAGGCGUUCAAAGUCACCCCGGCACUCCCCGAGCGCAGCAGAUCUGGCGCGGGCGAAACAGGAGGCGCAGCAGUCCCGCCGGCUUGGCCGGCAGGGGCUCAUAUUGCCAACAAGUUCGGCGGGGGGCAGCGAGCGCCCCUCGGCCCAUGCUCUGCUGCUCCCCAGGGUGUCUGAGGAGAAGCAGGAGAGCACUCCCUCCAGCAUUCCUGGGGAGCCCCAAAGGGACAACAGAGGCUACCCCAUCCAGGACUUCCCUUUGCCCUUGAUUAUGCCCGCAGGCUUUCGCACUGGGAAAAAACAAGAGGACAACAUUCUCAUGUCUUACCCUGCCGGCCCCCUUCCCUUUGCGUCACUGGGCAAGAUGGUUGCUCCAGGAGAUUUGGCCAAACUGCCCUUCUACCGUGACCCAUACCCUCUACUGUGUGCCCCGCAGCUGCUAGCUUACCCCUACAACCUAGCCACCCUGCCGAUGGCCUUGAACAUGAUGGGGGCAUCAGGGGACAAGGCUGAGCCCCUGCCCUUUCUGCCUGCUCUCUUCAACUAUGCCGCCGCCACUGCCCCUUACGCGGGCAUCGCGCCACACACCUUGAUGGCGAACCCCAGCCUCUACGGGGCCAGCAGUGGCAGCGGCAAAAAGAGGGACAGUGCCAACCCAUAGGAGAACAUUCUAGAGUCUGCAUCUCUAAAGGAAUAUUUAAAGAAAUAAAACCAGAAGACCAAGCCUUUUGGCAGAGGACUUACUGUUUUGUUUUUUGCUUUGUUAUUUUGUUGCUCUUUGGUAAAACUAACAGCACUUGACAGUCCUUGCCUCUCUUUUUUGUAAAAGUAGCCAUGAGACAUAGGAAAUUUUAGAGAAAGGGGGUAAAGGGACGAAUAGGUCUUUUGGAAGGGCAGUGAAAGUUGAAGAGGAGGCCUGAGAGGGAAAAGACUCUUGCUCUUCCUCCCGUCCUCUCUCCUCCUGGUCAGAUGUGCCUCCUGCACACCACUCCUUUAGUCACAUCUUUCUGUAGUAACUGUAGAGCUUGAUUGUUUGUCUUCUCAGACUCCUUCUGUUAAUAACUAUGAUAUAAUAAGAAUAUAACAGCUAACAGGGUGUGUGUUUUUUGCGACAGUUUAGUUCAGUAUGCUUCCCACUGUAGCCGAAUAAUUAUAAUAAUAUUGAUAUAAUGAAUAACAAUAAUGAUGAUAAUGAUAUGAACACCUCAAAUGCAGGCUAAAUGUAUUAGGAAAGGAAAGGGAUAAGCUGGUUAUGUCAUUCUGCAUAAAUGGGGUCAGAUAGCAAAACUAUGAUGAGUUGAUGUGGAUGUGGCUGUACUAGAGGGUGUGUGUGUGUAGUGUAUGUAUGUAUGUAUGUAUGUGUGUGUGUGUGUGUGUGCGCUUGUUUGUUUGUGUGCGUGCGUGUAUGUGCGCGUGUGCCUGUGUGCAUAGAUUUGCACGCGCAUGUGUGUGCCUAUUAACAUAUGUGGCUAUUCUCAGCUAUGUAGGUCUUGAUCCAUUCCAUAGAGAUCUGAGGUAUGCACGUCAUAUCAUUCCUAUGCUAGAUGGAUUUGCCUCUUGUAGGUCUUUUUAAGUGUGUACAUUAGAUGGUACCCUUCCACUGUCAGGCUUUACAGAGCAACUGAAGGCUGAAAGUAAGUCUGUGCCUGAUUGUCAAUAACUGAUGCCUCUAAAACACUAACAAAAACCGCGGUGGCCAGGGGACACAAAUCUAUGUUGACUGAGGCCUUUUUUCAACAUACCACAACAACAAUCUGGAUCAAUCUAUCAUCAUACUCGCUUAUAGGUUACAGGAAAACAGUAUGCAGCUUCAGGCUUCACUAUCUUGAACAUGUAUUAUACAAACUGGCCAAUAACCAAGAGCAGUUAGACUAGCUGGUUCCGGUACUUCCAGUCCUCUUACUAUUCAUCUCAUUUCUGUGGAUUUUUAUGGCAUAAAUAAUUAGCCUACACAAUUAUUGACCUUAUAGUUAGUGGCCUUUUCGUACCCCUGCUCCCCCUGGUGUCCAACCAAAGACACACUCUUUUUUGACUUGGCUGAGUCUGAGAGCAUUUAGGCAGAGGAAACGAGGGAGAGAGAAAGGGACGGUCAGAAAGAUGGACAGAUAAAGGUACCUGCUAUGGGUGUCAUUAUAAGAAUUUUCCUGAAAUCCAAAAAAAAUAAGAAAAAAAAAAGGAAAAUGUGACAAUAGAUGGACGGAUCUCCCCCUUCCUCCAUUCUUGAGGGCUAACAGGGAGAGCUCCUUUAAGUCUAACCUGACCCAGUCUGUAAGUGGCAGAGAUGUUCUAGAGAAUUCUGCCAUUUCCCAGACUGCGCUUCCGUUAGCCACUAGCAGCUCCUCUCUAACCCUCUGCUGCGCCACGACGGGGACAACAGGGAUGACGUCAGUCGAUCCUGACAGUGUCUCAGUAGGGGUUGGGCUUAGAGUCCAUUGUACUGGAGUUCCCCCUAGAAGCCUGCUGGGAGGUUUUUUUUCUUCUGUUAUGUAUAUCUCUCUGUGAUUUUUAUACCAGAUAAUUUGUUUUGUUUUUGUUUAAUUUUUAACCCCUUUUGGUAGAAGGACAAGGAUUCUGCGAAAAGGGUUUUUGAGUAUACAUAAAUAUGAAUGUAAUUUUAGUCCUGAGGUUGAUGAAGAUCAUAAGAGAAAACACUAUGGUAGAUGGAAUAGAAUCUGUUUUCUGACUUGAAAAAAAAAAUAACAUGUAAUGAACCAUUAUGAAGUCUUGGUAUAUCUACAGUAGUCUUAGCAACAUGACAAGAAACUUGGGUUCAAUAUUCACAACGCAUGAGCAGCACCUGCCUACAGCAUCUCCUCUGCUAUUGUCAACACAGUCUCUCAGCUCUUCUUUUUCCCUGAAACUUCAAACUACUACUUUUAUUUUCUUUAUCACUUGAUCACUUUGCACCACAUCCCUUUAUCGCCCACCCUCAACUUUUUAUAUAUAUAUAUUUCAAAUCUAAAUACCAAAAAAAGAACAGCUGCCACUUUUUUUUUUUGUCUGAAUCAGUAUGGAAGCUGUCCAAUUAUACGCCGCCCCCUCUUCCUCCCUCCCUCCCUCCAUCCAUCCCUCUCUCCUUCUACACCUCUACUGCCCUCCUCACCCCUUUCCCCCUCUCCACUCACACCUCUAACUGUCCUCCUCCCCCGUUUCCCCCCUCUCCUGGCCAUUUCCAAAACAUUUUACAGCUUGCCUUUGAAGUGUGAGUGCGUUUGAAAGCGAGCGAUGAAACCGCAACACUGUUCGUUUCCGGAGGGUACAAAGCACAGCCUGACCAAUUGUAGAGGCCGACGUGGGUUUGCUUGGGUGUGGUUACAAGCCUUUUGUGUGUGUGUGUGUGUGUGUGUGUGUUUGUGCGUGCGUGUGUGUGUGUGUGUACUGUAUGUGAGUGAGUGAGUGAGUGGAGAAUAAAAGAAAAACCAAAACAAUCACCAUAUCCCUUUGGGGUUUGCCCUGUUUUUGGUAGGUCCUGAUUUGUUUUGCGUUGCUUUGAAAAGGCCUUCCCUACCUCCCUCAAUCCCUUUACUCUCAUGAGAUAAACAAACAACAAAACAAACAUAAACAACAGAAAAAUCUAGAAAUAUGUAUCAUGAAUCCAUACAUUUGUUUGGCCAAAAAAACAAAAAAAACAAUUUAUUCUGAAAUCAUUCCCAUACCAUGUUUUUUUUUUUGCCAUGUUACAUUCACACGUAUCUGACAACAGAGAACCUGCCAGUUCAGAUGGGAUUUUGUGAUAUGGUAGUCUGUGCUUUACUGAUUCUUUUAAAGUCUUGUUCUGGUAAUGAUAUUUAUGUAUGGCCCCACUGAACAUGAUUGCCUGCAGAGUGGGGAUAACUUGAGAUAUCAAACAAGAGUGCUGCUGACACUCUGAAUACGCAAAGAGAUUGACUUUAGUUAGAUGAGUGUGGCUAAGUUGUCAAGUUUCGUAUACAUGUUAAUGUGAUACUGUGCCAUAGUUUUAGAAGCCUGCACUGUAGGGCUUUAAAAAGUAUGUGUUUUUGAUGACUUUGUGUUAUUAUUUAAUGCAAAGGCUUGUAGCCACAAAACACCCAAACAAGUCCACAACUUUAUUUUUUUAAUAUUACUUCUCUCAUUGGUUUUUCUCCUCUUUAUCUCUCGUUCUCUGUCUCUCCCUAUCUCUUUCUCUGUCUCCAUGCUACAAUCAUAUGAAUAAAGUAUUAACCUGACGACCCAA